Molecule: messenger RNA, 699 nt
Organism: Adineta steineri
Lineage: Eukaryota; Metazoa; Rotifera; Eurotatoria; Adinetida; Adinetidae
Source: the annotation of a GenBank genome assembly
AUGAUAUGCUUCACUGUUGUUGAUCAAUUCUUUUCGACAAAUCAUCGUUUCAAUUUAAGACAAAUAUGCACAUUGAAAUUAGGUCGUUAUUUUGCGUUUAUAUUCAUGUGUUUUGCAAUCAUUCAUGGCAUUGUAAUGGGGUCUUCUUUUGAUAUUCAACCAACAAUGGGAUGUGUCUUAUCGAAUCAUGUCUGGGUUCAGUAUUCAACAUUUUUCUAUUAUCCAAUUUUAGUUGGUUUCCUACCUGUUGCAAUUGCAUCAUUAUUUAGUAUCCUAGCUUAUCAUAAUGUUCGUCGUAUAGUUCGACGACAACUGCCAAUUGUUCGUCGUAAAUUAGAUAAACAAAUAACAGCAAUGGUUCUUAUGCGUGUAAUAGCCUUUGUUUGUUUGACACUACCUUAUAAUACUUAUCGUAUCUAUGCUAUUAAUUUUCCUAUAUCACAAAGUAUGCCUAUAGCAUAUACAAUUGGUCGAUUAAUUCAAGCAAUUCUUCUUUCUUUCUACAUUAUAAAUUAUAUAAUCAGCUUUUAUAUCUUUAUAAUAUUCUCAUCACGUUUCCGUCGUCAAGUAAAACUUGUUCUAGUAAAAAAAUGUUGGCAACGAUGGAAAUAUUGGUGUUGCUCCAUAAAUAAUCAGAUUGAACCUGACAACAUUCCUGAAACACGCAAUUCACAAGCAGAAUCUGAAGAAAAUAUCUAA